Molecule: messenger RNA, 693 nt
Organism: Talaromyces rugulosus
Lineage: Eukaryota; Fungi; Ascomycota; Eurotiomycetes; Eurotiales; Trichocomaceae
Exons: 4
Coding region: 1-693 (230 amino acids)
Source: RefSeq, a predicted model, not a curated record
AUGGCGACAUACGAGGUCGAACACAAUACUACCGACCCCAGGAUAACCAACCAAGACCGCCCGCGCCGUCCAGACCUGUCAACCUUCUUCGCAACUCUGUCCGAAAUCACUCCCAACCCCGCCGAAACCCGUACGAGAGAACAUGCUGUCCCCGUACCUGGCGAUGUCAGUGCGGCUUUCCGCUCACUCGCAGAGGCAUUUGAUGUGAUGAGACGGGAACAUGACAUUGGAGGCGCUGGUGAUGAUGGUGGUGGUGAGGGUGGUGACGAGACGGCAGGCGAGGACCAUCACGGUGCUGCUCUGAUUGAUCAAAUGAUCGAGGCAUUGGUCCAGGGUGCGGAAUUGCCACCAAGGGAAGUGGAAGGAGUCAACGAAGAGUUCUGCGAUUCUCUCGACCGUGUCCCUCGCUCAACACUCAACGACUCACAGUCAUGUCCGAUUUGCAGUAACCCAUUCCUCGACGACCCUUACCCCCUUGUUGUGCGACUACCCUGCCAUACCACGCAUCUUUUUGAUCUCGAAUGCGUCCGGCCCUGGCUCCGCCUCCGAGGAACAUGCCCGUUAGACCGAACGGAUUUUGGAAAGAAGCAGCGCGAGAAGGAAUUGGAGCGAAGAAAACAGCAGGAAAAACGGAGAGCUGCAGCUGCAGCUGUGGAGGACGAUGAAGACGAUCUGGAUGGGAUGUAUGUCUGA